Staurois parvus is the source of this 326-nucleotide messenger RNA. The record is from the annotation of a GenBank genome assembly. NCBI's taxonomy places the organism in Eukaryota, Metazoa, Chordata, Amphibia, Anura, Ranidae.
GAGUACGGAGUAGUGGCCAUUGGUUGGGAUGAGUACGGAGUAGUGGCCAUUGGUUGGGAGGAGUACGGAGUAGUGACCAUUGGUUGGGAUGAGUACGGAGUAGUGACCAGUGGUUGGGAUGAGUACGGAGUAGUGGCCAUUGGUUGGGAUGAGUACGGAGUAGUGGCCAUUGGUUGGGAUGAGUACAGAGUAGUGACCAUUGGUUGGGAUGAGUAACGAUGGCCAUUGGUUGGGAUGAGUACGGAGUAGUGGCCAUUGGUUGGGAUAAGUACGGAGUAGUGGCCAUUGGUUGGGAUGAGUACGGAGUAGUGGCCAUUGGUUGGGAU